UGCCACCAUUCGUUUUAUCCCUUCGGUAUUCAUUUUAGCAAUUCGUAAACAAGGUGGCAUUUUUACCUGAGGGUUUGUGACUGUGAUAAGAUUUUCCUUAAUUAUUUCUUUUUUGCUCAGAAAGUAUGCAUCAUUAGCUUUGAUAUUCAUCAUCUGUAAUGUAAGUCAGAAGGAUGUCAGAAUUUAGCGACUCUUCUGUGAAUCGGACAUCCCCUAUUCCAGGUGGAGAUCUCCAGGUCAAAUAUCAGAGAGUAGCUGCAGAGUACUCAAAAAUUCGUGCUCAAGCAACUGUGCUGAAAAAAGCUGUUGUGGAAGAGCAAGGAAAAAAUGCUGAGCUUCAAGAACGUCUACGGGAAAAAGAACAGAGCCUACGAAAGACAGAUCAAGAAAUAGAAUCGCUAACAUUCCGCAAUCAACAGCUUACAAAAAGGGUAGCAUUCCUGCAGGAUGAGCUUGACAGUUGUCAAAACAAGAAAGUGACCAAGAAGUCGUCCGGUCAGAAGCCAAAUGAACAAAGUAGUAGCAAUGUCUUGGACCUGGAGUUCAAGAAAAUGGUUGAGGAAAAUGCUCAGCUGUUGUCGAAGAUGUACGACUCGGAAGAAGAGCAUAAACAAGAAAUCAGCCUGCUCAAUGAACAAAUAGAUAAGUUUCAAAAAGAGAUAGAUCAGUACAGCAAAGUGAACUCAGUCGCGGAGGAAAAAUUCAAAGCAACAAUCCUAAAGCUAGAACGUGAAAAGGGUGAAUUAUAUGAAACAAUUAAACUUCAUGAGCAGCAUUUGAAGUCCUUAACUGAAGAACUAGUCAAUCUCAAUAAAUUUAAGCUUGAAACUGUCCCGCACUUGGAGGCUGCGCUUCUGAUCAUCGCUACUUACUUGCCAUUUAUUGACACCUCCUCCCCGAAACUAGAAUGUAACAUCUCUAAAGAGCUAACAGCCAAGAGAGAAGUAGAAAACCUAACGCUUUAUUUUACACUAUUUUUCUCAAGCUUGAAAAAAAGACUGCAUUUACUGCACCCUUCUGUAAUGAAAGAUGUGCCUGCAAGUGAAUUCAACACAUCGUUAGCUUGCGAUGUGGUGAGUGACCGGUCCACAAACUUGGCAAAUUUCCUCUCGCCAUUGUUUUUUAAAUUUAGCAAACACUCUAAAUCGCUUCUUCCAUUAUUUCUGCAAAGUCUCAGUGAAGAAGAAAAAGCACCGUGGUGCAAUCCAGAGCUGCGAAAGAUUAACCAGGAUUUGUCAAGAGCUGUACUACAACUCAUGCAGUUUUUCAUGAAAACUUCAUCUUUGCUUGAAAGUUGUGUGGGGCAAACAACUAUGCAAGAGACAGGUGGCGUUAAUGCAGCGUUGAUCAGACUCCUCUUUACGGCAACACGGUCCCUUGAAGAAGUCAGAUCAACUUUUUCCACGAAAGAAAAAGUGGAGAAGGAUAUUCUUUUAGACAACAAAAUGAACUUCGAACUUUUAAAUGUGCAGUCAGAUUUACAAACCACAAAUAUUAAUUGUGUUCAUUUGCUCGCCAGUUUAUCUGCGUCAUUACAGUCGUUACUAAGUCUUCUGUUAGAAUUGAAUUCCUCCGACAUUCCAGAAGAUCUAGCAACUCAGCUCAAAAACCAACUCAACAACAAAGAAGCGAAAUUGGAACUUGAGGCGAAUGUUGCUUCUCUGAGAAAUGUAGUCAAGACUGAGGAUGAUGCUGUGUGGAAAACACAGUUGUUGAAACAAUUGGAAGAAGCACAGGGCACCAUAGUUGAGCUUGAAAAAGAACUGAUAAAAUUCAGAAAUGAAUUCAACAUAUUGAAGAUGAAAGGAGAGCCAGUACCUAGUCCACCUGAACAAGAUCCAAAACAUUUCUCCGAUCCAAAUUUGAUGGGAAAGAUCGAUCCACCAAUAUGCUUACCAGCCGAGGUCGUGGAACGAGAGGAGCAGUUGAAAAAGUACUUCUCCGAACAGAUGAACAGCAUGGUCGUUAAAAAUCAAGAAGCACUUGCCAAAGCUAAUAAUUUUUCACUUGAGAUGCACGCAUUACAGAGGCAUUUGGAGAUAAGCAGCGAAGCGCGGAGAGAGAGCGAAAAGAAAUUGAAUGAAUGUAAUGACAAAGUAUUAGAGCUCAAUGAAAAGCUACAGCUGACAAAGCAGAGUUAUGAAACGCAGCUUUCAACAAUGUCGGAUCAUCUGGCAAACCUCAAUGACAAGCUUGCAGGACAGACAGACCAGCUAGAGCAGUUUAAAAUACAGUUAAACAAUGCCAGAAGAAAAAAGUAGCAUUUCGUCCUCAGUCCUCAGGAGUCAGUUUCGCAAGCAUUUACCUGUGAUAAAGGAUAUUUCCAAGUAUGGAUCAACUUCGAAUUUUUUAAUGUAUACUGCUAAUCGUGAUCCGGUUCUAGCAAGUAUUAUAAUUUUCCCAAGUGGGGAAAAAAAGUAGAACUGUCAGAACUAUUGUUUCAAUUUUUUUCUCUUGUUUUUUUAAGAAUGACGUUAGGAAAGUGCAUCAUCAGGAUUUGUUACUGACAAAUCAGUGACUAAAGCUUGAAAAUUUAGCCUCAAGCGUUCUUUCAACCACUGUCACUCUUGUUUCAUAGCUUUAUUUUUUUAGCAAAUUUUUGAAGGAAGGUUUUCAGGCCAUUUUAGAGAUUUCUCUAAGUUCCUCUUUUUUAGAAUGAUUUCAUUCCGUUCGCAAGGCAGAGGUGCCUAUACGUUUUAAGUAUUGUGAAAAUUAUUUUUAUUUUAGCUUUUGUUUCAAAAGCAAUUUAAUUUUUUAUUUUGGUAAUUGAUAGCUACUUCUGAAAAUUUAUCCUUCAAUUUUUGAUGGGCCAGCAAUGUUUGGACUUUGUAAGUGUUGGGAAAUUGUAACUAUUUGCGUUACCUACUUAUUUUCCUCAGGAAGCACUCAAUGAUCCCCACUACUUUUGAUUUUUCUAUUUUAAACAGAAGGAGUAACAACAAAACCACUCUGAAUUUCCUUAACUUUAUGAUUUUUGCAUCAUGAUUUGGUCUUUUCUCGGGUCUAAUUAUUCAAGAAGUAAGUAAGUAUAUAAAAAAAUCCACAUUUUUUGCAAUAAGCGGCCUUCAGACCCAUGUAUAGACCAGUGUUAGACUCUUAACAGACAGGAAAUUUCCAAAUAUGUGAUGCAUUAUAUAAAAUAUAGAUUUUCAAUGAGCAAAAAAGCAUUAAAUUACUGAAAUUCAGCUAGGGUUGGCCAAAACACAGCCUGUCUCGAUACUCUCCCAAUAAUUUUUGUUGUUGAGAUAAUUGACUGUGUAUUUGACCCCCUUAAAAUCUUACUUUUUGAGAAAAAGUUGAAAACUUUCGCAAAAGAUUGCAAUUCAAAUGCUCUCCUAUCUCCAUCUUCGCUGCCACUUCUCAAGUAAAGUUUUAAUUACAUAUUUUCAUGCCAAAUACAUUCAUAUGAUUUUUUUCAAUUCAAUUCUUUUCAAAGUGUUUGGUUUAAAAUAAAUGAUUAUCAUUAUUUGAUAUCCUGUUUCCAUAGAAUGCAAAAACUAAACCAACACCUAACCGAGAGUUAACAUUACUAGAAACCCGUGUAUUCAUGUAUCAUUGUAUUUUUUAAAUCAUAACAUGUAGUUAAUAACUUUUCUGUCUCUACACAAAAAAAGACACGCCUAUACAGAAACGAUAUUGUUAUUCUGUAAUCUGUUUUAAACGAAUUUGAAAUUAAAGAAAAAUUUGUUACACUUCA
This is a messenger RNA of Bemisia tabaci, 3697 nucleotides long. RefSeq names its product protein phosphatase 1 regulatory subunit 21. Gene Ontology annotation, cellular component: membrane; early endosome. NCBI's taxonomy places the organism in Eukaryota, Metazoa, Arthropoda, Insecta, Hemiptera, Aleyrodidae. The record is from RefSeq and is a predicted model, not a curated record.